AUGUCAGAAUCAGAUGCCAUGAAUGUCAGCAGUCUUCCUCAAGGCUUAACACACUCAGGUUCUCCCAUCUGUAUGGAAACCAACAGUACCACUUCUGACUUGCCUCAGGAUGAAAUAAAGAGUAUAAAAAUGAAAAAUGAGUGUAACUCCGUACUUUCUGGAGAUGCUUAUAGCACCGUAGACAAUUUGUUAGAUGAUAACAACAUUGGAAAUUACUCACAGAAUGCACUAUUUCAGUCAGUUGAUAGCACCAACUUUUCCUCUUUGAGACAAUUUGAACCCAUUUGCAAAUUUCACUGGAUAGAAGCGUUUAAUGAUGAAAUAACAGAGAAGCCAGAAUUGCAAAACCGUGUGUCUAAUUAUGCAGAAGACAUCAAUAUAAAGCAAGAUUUAUUUAAGGAAGAAAAUCCAAUGGAAACUAGUAUUUCUACAAAUAAAGUCCAACCUGCUAAUAAAUGUGUUAUGCAACCUCUUAGAAACCCACCUGUAAUCCACUGCAGUGGAGAGACAGUGAAAUUCACAGAAAAGUCACUGGCUAAAAGUACCACCAAGAAAUCUGCCCACAGCCUUAAUCAACCUCAUAACUUCUUGUAUAAGGAAAGUAUGCACAAUACUACUUCAGUUUCUUCAAAAGAAAUACAGAAUUCUGGAGAGAUCCCAGAGAUGCUGGUCAGUCACCAAAAGGAAGUUACAGUAGAGUGUGUGGAGAGGCCAGAAAUUGUCUCAACUUGGUCUCCAGCAGACAUCUCUAGUAGUGGAACAUCUAGGGAGAACUGCAAGACAGCUGACUUGGAGGAAAGCUUGGAAAGCUCACAGCCUCUGGAAGAGGACAUGGCUUUAAAUGAAGCCUUAUGGAAAUUAAAACAUACUAACCGAAAGCAGCAAGCACAAAUCCAAGACCUCCAGCAUAGUAACCUGUGUUUAGAGGAGAAAGUUAAAGAACUACAGAUGAAGACUACCGAACAGCAAGUAUUUACUGAUGUCAUAAAUAAGCUAAAGGAGAAUGUUGAAGAAUUAAUUGAAGACAAAUACAAAAUACUCCUAGAGAAUAAAAAUACUAAAAAGACAUUGCAGAAUUUACAAGAUAUUUUAGCUAACACCCAGAAACAUCUUCAGGAAUCUAGGAAUGAGAAGGAAACCUUACAGCUUGAAUUUAAGAAGAUCAAGGCCAAUUAUAUGUGUUUACGGAAAAGACACAAGACUGAAAUGCAACAAAAAAAUGAAUGUCUAAGUUACUGCUUAGAGAUGGAUCAAAUCUUAAGCAAGAAAGAAGAAGAGGUAGAGAGGUUGCAGCAAUUCAAAGGAGAAUUGGAGAAGACCACAGCUUCUGCUUUGGACUUGUUGAAAAGGGAAAAAGAGAUCCGAGAACAAGAGUUCUUGUCUUUACAGGAGGAAUUCCAGAAACAUAAAAAGGAAAAACUUGAAGAAAAUCAGAAAUGGAAAUCUAGGCUUGAGAAAUUGCAUGCUCAAGUUAAAAAUUUACAACUUAUAUCUGAAAAUGAACGGGCUAAGAAUACAAAGCUUCGGCAGCAGAUCAACAAAGUAAAAAAUGAAAAUGCAAAAUGUAAGCAGCAGGUUGCAAGAAGCAAGGAGCAAAAUGAUGUUUCUGAAUUUGAGACAGCUCAGUUAAAGGAGCAAUUAGAAGUUAUGGAGUCAGACAUUACCAAGGAUACAAAGACUAUACAUUCUAACCUGUUCCUGAAUUGCUCACCUUGUGAAGAAGAGAGUCUGAAUCCCCCAGAUGUGCAAAGGACUUCUGAGCUGGCCUCCAUAAUCCACGGUCUUCUGGCUCUGAUGACAGGACUUCUCACAUGCCAGGACAUCACCAAUCCUGAUGCUGAACAUUUCAAAGAGAGUGAGAAAAUUAGUGAUAUAAUGCUGCAAAAACUGAAGAACUUCCAUCUUAAAAAGAAAAAUUUAGAUAAAGAGCUACUGAAACAUAAAAACAGAAUCACUACCUUUAGAGAGUUAAUUGCUAAUGAAAAAGCAUUUCAGGAACACAUCAUUGAGGUCACAGACAUUGAUUCGGAUGAAGCAGAGAAUGUCAAAAAUGUACCUAUCUUAUUGGGAGCCAAGCUGGAUAAGUAUCACAGUCUGAAUGAGGAGCUUGAUUUCUUGACUAUAUCAUAUGAAGAAAUUAUUGAAUGUGCUGAUCAAAGGCUCAAAAUAUCCCACUCCCAGAUUGCACAUUUGGAAGAGAGAAAUAAAUAUUUGGAAGAUUUAAUUAGGAAGCCCAGAGAGAGAGCCAAAAAAUCAAUACUAAGAAACUUAGAAAAUCAAUCAAAGUCCAUGACUGUGUUGACUUAUUAA
Carlito syrichta (Philippine tarsier) is the source of this 2310-nucleotide messenger RNA. It is a transcript of the gene CAGE1, whose product is annotated as cancer antigen 1. The coding region runs from base 1 to 2310 and encodes 769 amino acids. Lineage: Eukaryota; Metazoa; Chordata; Mammalia; Primates; Tarsiidae. The transcript is spliced from 12 exons. The record is from RefSeq and is a predicted model, not a curated record.